Tuber melanosporum (Perigord truffle) is the source of this 657-nucleotide messenger RNA. RefSeq lists its product as uncharacterized. The coding region runs from base 1 to 657 and encodes 218 amino acids. Gene Ontology annotation, molecular function: cellulase activity. Gene Ontology annotation, biological process: carbohydrate metabolic process. The record is from RefSeq and is a predicted model, not a curated record. The transcript is spliced from 5 exons. NCBI's taxonomy places the organism in Eukaryota, Fungi, Ascomycota, Pezizomycetes, Pezizales, Tuberaceae.
AUGAUUCGCCUUCUCUUCUACCUCGCGGCAGCCGCUCUCCCACUGGUGACCGCAGUCGCCACUGGCCAGACCACUAGAUACUGGGAUUGCUGCAAGCCCAGUUGUGCCUGGAGUGGAAAGGCUUCCGUCACCUGGCCCGUGAAUGCCUGCGAUGCGAAUAACAAAGUACUAUCAGACGUGAACACCGCUUCUGGCUGUAACGGCGGUACAGCGUUCAUGUGCAGUAACCAGAUUCCGUGGGCUUGGAAUAGAUAUGCCGCCGUGAAACUCUCUGGCGCUAGCGAGAGCGAUUGGUGUUGUGCUUGUUAUGAACUUACAUUUACAUCUGGCCCCGUGUCCGGCAAGAAGAUGAUAGUCCAAGCAACCAAUACCGGGGGUGAUCUUGGAAGCAACCACUUUGAUAUCUCAAUCCCCGGCGGCGGGGUCGGCGUCUUCAACGGGUGCACAAAGCAAUAUAACGCACCAGCCGACGGUUGGGGCUCUAGAUACGGUGGUGUCUCGACCAGGUCCGAAUGCGACGCUCUUCCCGCGGCGAUCCGUCAGGGAUGUUACUGGAGAUUUGACUGGUUCAAAGGCGCGGAUAACCCGGCCGUCACCUUUCAAAAGGUUACAUGCCCAUCCGCGAUUACGGCGAAUACGGGGUGCGUUAGGAAGUGA